Molecule: messenger RNA, 306 nt
Organism: Schistosoma mattheei
Lineage: Eukaryota; Metazoa; Platyhelminthes; Trematoda; Strigeidida; Schistosomatidae
Source: the annotation of a GenBank genome assembly
AUGCAAAGUGAUGAUUUAUUCAAAACUUCUUAUGGAGUUGGACAUCACUGGAGGAAAGAGUUUUAUUUCCCUGAUUCUGAUACAAUGGCCAAACUUAGUAAAAGACUUACAUGGAGUUUAGAGCCCGAAUCUGCAGUUAAGUGUGACGAUCAGUAUCAAACGUCGAACAGGCUUGGGUACGAUCGGAAGGUCCCGAAGGAUUGUUUAAAGUGUCCACAAAAUCCUCUACCACCCCAUCACUGGGAUGUUCACUACAUAAAUGAUUUUCGUUCACGAUUUCUCCGUGGAGGCUACAGAAGACCCUAA